Molecule: messenger RNA, 1052 nt
Organism: Onychostruthus taczanowskii (white-rumped snowfinch)
Lineage: Eukaryota; Metazoa; Chordata; Aves; Passeriformes; Passeridae
Gene: CHTF8
Product: chromosome transmission fidelity factor 8
Exons: 4
Coding region: 51-407 (118 amino acids)
Biological process (GO): mitotic sister chromatid cohesion
Cellular component (GO): Ctf18 RFC-like complex
Source: RefSeq, a predicted model, not a curated record
GCGGCGGGAGAUUCGUGCGGGGCCGGCGGCGGCCCCUGGCAGGGCCCGGCAUGGUGCAGAUCGUCAUCUCCAGCGGUGGCACGGGGGCCCUGGCACAGUGGGUGCUGCUGGAGCUGCAGGGCGAGGUGGAGCCCCGGCAGAGCGGGGAGCUGGCCGGGAGCCUGCUGGGAGACCUGCACUACACCUGUGAGGGCGUCCCCGUGCUCAUCGUGGGCCACCACAUCCUCUACGGGAAGGUGGUGCAGCUGGAGAAGCCGUUUGCUGUGCUGGUGAAGCAGGGAGGAGCCUCCCAGCCCAGCCCCCUGGGGCCCCACGGCCACUACACCGUUACUGCCCUCAUCAAAACCAAGCUGCUCUUCAAAACCCGCCCCAAGCCCAUCAUCACCCACGUGCCCAAGAAGGUCUGAGGGGAAGGAUGUGGGCUCUGAACUGUGAUCUGCUGCUGGAAGGAGCAGCAGGGACUUGGGGAGAUCCAGGACCUCAUUCCUCUCCUGCACAGGGGACUCUGGCACUGCUGCGUCCUGUGUCUGGGCACCCAGAGCCCUUCCUGGGUCACUUGUCCCCCCCAAAAUGACUCUUUUCAGAGCUCAACCAAGCUCUUGGCCACAGACCCUAUAGAUCACUGCAGGGGACAUGGCUCCUGGUAGGUAGGGACUUCUGUGAGCCUGGGCAGGGGUGUCCCACCCAGGGGCUGCCCAUGGUGUCCAGCAGGUCCCAGGGAUCCACUGUGGUCCCAGGGAUCCAUGGAGGUGCCAUUGUGGAGAUGUCUCCUUCUACCCCCUCCCUGCAGCUGUAGGACACCAGUGCCACGCAGGGAUUCAGGACCAGCCUCCCUCGAGUUGGGCAGGGGGUUCAGGGACCCUCCCCAAAACACAGCAUGUGUCCUCACUUCAAGUCUUUAUUUCCACAACUCCGUCAAGAUAUAAAAACCAGCCUUUUCCACCCGAAAUAUGGAAAAAAAUUCCCCUGGCAGGUUCAAAAAUAAAUAGAUUUACAAACCAUCUGCGACAAUACCAAAGAGCUACAAAAGUCUUCUAAAAAACCUUGUAUUA